GAGAAGCAAGCAGGACUUCAGAGUUUCUGGGAAAAUAAAAAAGUCUUGAAGCGGAGGUUCAGAAUUGAGUAAGCACGUGAGUAAACCCAAGCUGAAGGCGCGCGCGCGCGUGUGUGUGUGUGUGUGUAUGUGAGAGAGAGAGAGAGAGAGAGAGAGAGAGAGAGAGCUUAUGUGUGGGUAAAACCCAUCUCUGGGAUUCAUUUUCCGUUGGUGUGAAAUCAACUGGAGCUCAUCAUGGUUCGCUCAUCGGUCGCUGGAGUAACCUUGCUCAUGCUGGUUUCCAUGACGACCCCAGACUUGGUGUGUGGUGGGCAAGAGAGAGGCAAAGACUCACGAGUCACACACAGUCUUUUCGCACAUAAUGAGUAUUACACGCCUCAGACUGGAGGAGUGAGGAGCAUGACUUUCAAAAAGGCACCACGUAAUGACAUAUUGGAGAAUAAUCAGUACAGUGUGCAGAUAUUCGAGGCUGAAUUCCCUGAUGUAAACCCUCGGCCUAGAAAUAAACCUGCAGUUCCUGACUCGAAUCAGCUGCUUGUGGAACUUUCAGAUGAUAUCGGGUGUAAUGACAUUAAGUGUAAUGACUACAGUAGUGAUGGAACGAGUCGAUCUGGUGUGGAGUUAAACAGAGUCAUGUGGGAUAAAGUGUCAGAUGUUGCACCGGAGUCCACCGAAGGCCCUGUUGUGCUCACACACUCCGGUCCGGUUCGUGGACUGACUCUAAAUAAAGCUCAUGUGUUUUAUGGGAUUCCGUACGCAGCCCCUCCUGUGGGCCCAAAACGGUGGUCUGCUCCUGAACCCGUGUCUCAGUGGACGAAGCCAUAUGAUGCCACGUUCCCUCGGCCAGCGUGCAUGCAGGCUUGUGCAUGGGAAUUCUCUGAAGAGUGUCCUCAUAAGGUGAGUGAGGACUGUCUGUACCUGAACGUGUAUGUUCCUGUGAGUGUGGAUCUCUCACUGAACACCUCUGUGCGCCUUCCUGUCAUGGUGUGGAUCCAUGGGGGCGACUUCAUUGCUGGCUCCGCCUCCAAACCACUGUACGAUGGACGCUUCAUCAGUAACCAUAGCAACACUGUGGUGGUAAAUGUAGAAUAUCGCCUGGGAGCAUUUGGGUUUCUGGUGACGGGAAAAGAUCCUGAGAGAUCUGCAGUGGGAAAUUACGGAAUCCUGGAUCAGCAGGCGGCGCUGAACUGGGUCCAAAAAAACAUUGCUGCAUUUGGUGGAGACCCAAUGAAGGUGACUCUAUUUGGUGAGAGUGCUGGUGCUCAGUCAGUGUGUUUACACUUGAUGAUGCAGAGCAGUGAAACGCUGUUCAGACACGCUACCAUACAGAGCCAGCCCUUCUCCAUCCCCCUCAAAAGCAGGUGGGAUGCCUUGAAGUUGGGCAGGAACUUUGUGAAACAGACGAAUUGCUCAGCAUCUGACCUUCAGUGUCUUCGUUCCCUCAGCAAACACACCGUCCUGAAGGCUCAGGUCCUAGCAGGUUCUAAAAUCAUCAACCCGUUCCGUUUCCUGGAGAUGUUUGAGACGUGGGGGCCGCACGUGGACAGAGAACUGAUCACAGAGCAGCCGAUUGCAGCUUUCCAGGAGGGUCGCUGGCAGAGUUAUAAACCUGUUCUGAUGGGAACUACAUCCGAAGAGGGUGUGAUCUUUGUAUACGGAGCUUUCAAUGGCUCAGUGUCAGUGCUGGAGUGUAUCGUCUACACCACCGCCAUCUUCAAACAGCACACGCUCAGAGUUCUACAAAAAUACCUCCCUGUCUACCAUAAAGUGGACAAACGGACCAUGCUGUCUCAGAUCGUGACGGAUUUCGUCUUCCUGUGUCCAGCUCGGUGGUCCGCUCGCUCUGCGAUGAGUAUGGGCGGAGCCGUGUGGAUGUACGUAUUUGACCACGCCCCUUCGGAUCACAAAAUAUGGGCAGGGUUGACUUUCUGUUACAAUCACGUCUGUCAUGGGGCGGAGCUUCCGUUCCUGUUUGACUCGGCUCCUGCGACGAACUUCAGCUUCACGGUUCGGGAGAGUCACCUAGCCAAUCAGAUGGUGUGUUACUGGGGGGCAUUUGCUCACUCCGGAGAUCCGAACUCCCACAGAGAGCACACACAUUUCUGCAGGAACCAGAGGCUCCCUCGGUGGCCGAAAUACGCCCCUGCUGAGGGAUGGCCAGUUCUGAAUUUAACUCUGCAGUCUCACCUUCAGCACGGAAACAGAGAUCAUUUCUGUGACUUCUGGGAUCAUCUGAAUAUUUACUGAUGGAGGAAAGUGACGCAAUAACCAUUGACAUGAUCGGUUUAUGAACUACAAAGCUGGAAAAAUAAAUAUACUGUAUAUAAAAUUGGAAAAUGUGCCUUAAAUGUAAUCAGCUUUAUCCUGCCUGAGGAAAGUAUAUAAAUUACACGGCUUUUUUAUAAAUCUGCAUAACAUUUUAAAAUGUAAAAUCUAAUUAACACAUUUAUUCAUGUUAGAUUAAUCUCACUGCGGUACCGACACUUACUGUGUCCUUAACAAUUAAACUAACUCUGAUUUGGAUCAAAGAAUUAAGAUCAAAUUCGUUUGUCUUUUUUAUACAAUCCCGAUUCCAAAAAAGUUGGGACACUGUGAAAAGGGUAAAUAAAAACAGAAUGCAAUAAUCUAAAAAUCCUUUUCAACCUACAGUAUAUUCAAUUGAAUUCAAUACAAAGACAA
This is a messenger RNA of Neoarius graeffei (lesser salmon catfish), 2679 nucleotides long. RefSeq names its product acetylcholinesterase. The record is from RefSeq and is a predicted model, not a curated record. The transcript is spliced from 8 exons. Lineage: Eukaryota; Metazoa; Chordata; Actinopteri; Siluriformes; Ariidae. Gene Ontology annotation, molecular function: cholinesterase activity. Bases 235 to 2247 code for a protein of 670 amino acids.